CAGCUGAGGAAUUUGCACAGUAUGCCUCGCGUCUCAAGGCUCUCCAGCUCUCUACAGCCUCUAUAUGUCCACCAGAUCAUGUUCUCGAUGCUGUUAAGAAGUCUUUCUGAUUAUCGCAUAUGAGCUGAAGCUAUGUGGAAGGACCGCCUGCUUCGUUUCUUCGGUCGCAAUCCUAAGAAGCACAAGGGUGUCUCAGGGUAUAUUGUAGCUGUUGAGAUAUUCAAGACGCCAUCCGAUGAAUUGCAUCCUUUGUCACUGAAAGCAGCAUAUGUACCUACGUACAAACGGCAUCGAAUGUCCCAAGCACUCGCGCAAAAGAUGGACCUCAACAUUGAUAAGGAUGGCAUGGCAGAAGCGCUUUGGAAGGAACAGACUGCCAACUCGAAAUCCUUCGUAUGCAAAAGCCGCUUCAUCAUCAUACCAGGUCUGCCAUGGGAUGUGGUGUUUGGAGACUACGAUAGCGGUGAGAUGUUUCGAGGGUGGUCUUGCCCUUUCCAGGGAGCCACCAAGCAUGAUUUUGGUGAUACACUGGAACUCUUGAAUGAUCCUGCACCGCAGGCAAAUCCGUGGGCGAAGUUUACGCAGCGAACAAUGUCUUGGGCUUCUUUCGAUCGGAUAAAGGAUACUUCGAGGCGCUCGUCAUUUCCUCUAAGAACUUCCAGGCGCACGCCCACCAUGCGUUCCCUCCUUGCAAAAAAUUCGCCAAAUCCUGGAAACGUUGCAAUUGCCACAAAUGGACCAGAUCCAAGAGUUGCCUUGGUCUCUUCCCAGAACAGAGCACAGCAUAUUUCGAGAGAGGGUGGGUACAGACCAGGAGAUCAAUUACAGAUUGAAGAAACAAGCUUGAAAGUGGUUCUGUCAAAUGUUACAGAAGAGGCUAAGACACCACCUGAGGAUACAAAUAAUCCGAAUAGCAUAAUGCGGGAGGUGGCGUAUCGAUCAUUGAAAGAUGGGCCACCUCCGCACCUCAGUGAUUCGACGGAAAGGAAACAAGGAUCUUCUCUAGAAGAAAACUUUCCAAUUAAUUCAGAUUUAGCACCGGUAGCUUUUGAUACGUUAAGUGGUGGAACGGAGAAGUUUCAAAACGGCUCGAUUGAGCAGCAAAACAGCCAAAAACUAAUCAAAAUGUUGACAAGUGAGGCUGAAAGAAGAGAGGCAACUACACCCCAGGUGGUUCUCGAACCUACCUCUAAAGUGAACGUGGCAGAACAUGUUAAGGAGAGCAGAAAAGAAUCUGCGAAUGUAAACAGAAAGAGGAUAGCGGUUGCAAUGCUCGAGGCAAGAGAGCAGGCAAAAAUCCACCUCGAGCAAAUGAGAGAUGUAAAAGCUGGAAGUUCGACAGGAGAUCGAUUUUCGAGCUCGGAACUUUCCCUGAUGGGAAACAAUAUCUGGGACUCCCCCAAAACUAUAACACGGCAUACUGUAAGCUCCGACGGGAGCAGUGUACCUCCUACUCUGAGAGCCGCAGGGCCUGAGAAGGCGAGUCGUGUCGGAUUAGAGAAUCUGACAUUAUCCGAUGUUGUGGAGCAUGUUGGAACUCAAUUCUCAGAGACAGCAGAGAUACCGCCAACACAUAGUGAACUUGCCUCUUACAAGGUGAAGCAAUUUCUCGAACAGGAUGCAGAAGAGAACGAAAGGGCCACUCACAGCGCCGAUCCAGGAAAUGGGUCUGCUCACACCUCAACCCAUGAAGCUCCCAGACCUAGGCGGAUAAAGAAUCAACGAAAUUUGCCCAAGAUUAGAAGGGCGAAGGCAAAGCAGCCAACGGCUGCUACGAAUUUGGAUGUAUCUGCACCACACUCGGAUGACUAUUGGACUUGGGAUGACACCGUGAAACAGCAUUUUCACGUUGAUUCGGAUACUCAGUCUAUAGUCUGGUAUGAAGACUCGGAGUCGGAUUCAGAAGGGUCUCUAAAGUCAAAUCGGUCAAUAACGCCUGCGAGCUCGCCCGUGGACGUUCCUACUACCCAUCAAAAUUUCUGAGAAUGAUGGUGUCUCUGCUAUCUGCGCGCCUCGUACAGUAGAUUGUGUGUAUACUCUCAGUACAUUCCACUCAUCAGGAGCUCUUCAAUGGACCUAUCUACGACUCUUUGCACACCCGUUCCAUCAAUAUAUCACAGAAACGUCCCUAAAGCUACAUCUAAAUCGAGAUCUUGGAACUGUCUUACAAUUUUUUUGGCAGACGGAUGAUUCUACUUCGAGUUGGUUUCAAUGCUUUGGCAAUAUGCUCAUGCUCUUAGGUGUUGAGUAUCUGGGCCAGAUGACCCUUGGUCUCGCUGGAUUCAUGGAAAUUCUUCUGCUGUCUCAUAUAAAUACUCAACACACACCUUGGAUAUUCGGUGGAUUCCA
Molecule: messenger RNA, 2349 nt
Organism: Mollisia scopiformis
Lineage: Eukaryota; Fungi; Ascomycota; Leotiomycetes; Helotiales; Mollisiaceae
Exons: 2
Coding region: 133-1983 (616 amino acids)
Source: RefSeq, a predicted model, not a curated record